Molecule: messenger RNA, 5423 nt
Organism: Exophiala mesophila
Lineage: Eukaryota; Fungi; Ascomycota; Eurotiomycetes; Chaetothyriales; Herpotrichiellaceae
Exons: 1
Coding region: 1251-4829 (1192 amino acids)
Source: RefSeq, a predicted model, not a curated record
UCUCUCCUGACCCUUGCAGGCCUUCAACUUCCAUGGGCCAUCGUUGUUCUAUCUCGGUUCACCAUCUGCACGAGCACCUCUGUGACCUCUGUGACUGUGAGUCUGUGAGUCUGUGACCGUCCUCUCCACACGAGUCCAACGACAUUUCCCCGUCAAACUACCGACCACGCAGUUCCAAAUACAUUCCAUCUCCAUCCUCAAUCAUCUGGUUCCAAAUUCGUUUCGACAGCCUCGAGUCCAGUCUGGCCACCAGUACUUGCUCCGCGUCAAUGAUUCACCCGACCUCGCAUUUCUAGUUCUGCUUCUGACUCUGUUUCUUAAACACCAUUCUCGUUUCACAUCGCCUCCUCCCUCCAUUCAUCGCCCAUCGCAGUCACCUUUGGGCUUACAACCGAUCAACGACUCCUCCUUCCCUGGUCCGGUACCAGCGUUUCCUCCCACCCGCCUUCCCAUCUGCGUUCAGGGUUCCAUCCACCUCUAGUCGAGCGACCUCUCCUCCAUCAAUCUCCGCCAUCUCCGUCGGAGACGUGCCCUCCUUUACAACAUCACCCGACCCAUCGUCAGAAUACAAGUCGACUACUUCUUCGUCCCUGCCUAAUUGCUUAAGAUCAUACACAUAAGACGACAUAAGACAGUCGAACGAACUGCUCGCUUUCCUAGACACUGACCCAUUGCCUCAAAUCCUCGAAUCGUGCGCCCUGCGAUCGGCUAUCUCAAACCCACGUUUGUUAGCAAACCAGAGCACACCCACUACCUCACUAGAAAUGUUCGAUCCUCCAUGCUGCUCAUGAACUGGCCUUUCGGCCUUUGAUCGAGUUCUGGAACACGCCAUAGACCAACCACACAUGUUCUGGCACACGCAUACGCUACAUCCUUCUCGUGGGUUGUUCUCCUGCCGACGGCGCGAAUUCGUUCAACGCCACUGUUGACCUGACUCCCCUGAACGAACUCCGAACUCUUUCACCUCGAUUCCCAACUCAACCGAUCCUGCAUUUCGCCCUCCCACUUGUCUUGCCAAUCCCUGUACAACAAGACUCGCAGAUCUGUCAAGUACAGCAAGACCCCUACACUAAUCAGCGCUGAACUACCUGCAGCCCCACGAGACCACAGCUGUGGUGUAUCCGUGCGACUCGGAGCUCCGCAAUAUCUGUCUUACCCCGACUUUGGCGCUACUCCCCAUCAAUGUACCCUGACAAAGACGGCCUCUGUCUCCAGCAUUAUACCCCAGGCGCAACACAAGCCAUAGAAGCAUGAGCUUCAGCGGCAUCCCCACAAGUGCCUAUAACCGGACUUCGACCACAACAAACUCGACAUCUUCAUCCACUCAAUCGCUUCGGAAGUCUUCCUCGGUCUCAGUGCGUUCCACUUCCAGAAAUGCGCCUUUAGGAACGCGAUCUCGAAGCCCCGACUUUGUCUCACCAUAUACUAUCGACUCCCGCACAGAGACGAGUCAAUCUCGGUUUCGCUCAGACCGUCGUCCAAGUGAGGGAAAGACGUUGACACCAAACCUUAAUAUCAAUCGUUGGUCACACUCGACUUCGUCCAGCGUAUCAGCAGUUGACACCGACGCUGGCAAAAUACGUGCAAAUUCUUCGAGACGCAUGAGUGCCGGCCCUUCGGUGGUCACGGGACCACCGCCACUUGACCGAACCCAGUUUGCCCCAUUCUCUUCCUCGUCGUUGAGGGCAGACGGUCAGAGCCCUCAAAGAAUUCAAUCCUCUUCCUCCAUGUUACAUCCAGCCAGAUCAUAUAAUCAGCGCGAUGCGAGUCCAAUAUCAGCCUCUCCGCUUACGCCUACUUCAAUGUUCAACCCAAGCGCAAGCGAGUAUUUUGCCGACUCGUGGCAAGCUCGCAAGGCUAGUAAACUGGGCGAUCAGGUGGCAAUGUCUGUCUACAUGACUUCUGGUCAGCAAUUGGAUGACCCAACACAGCAAACCUCACCCCUGGACCCUCGAGCUGAAUCGCAGGAACCACCAAUGCAGAUACAAGGAGAUUCGUCCACCAUGUCAAACGGACCGACACGAGGCAGAAGUCAUCGUAGUCCUACUCAAAAGACAAUGCUAUCAAAGGCGCUGGCCAAGGCAAACUCGGCAGUAUUGUUAGACAAUGCACAGAACAUCGAAGGCGCCAUCGAGGCAUACGACGAAGCGUGUGAGCUCCUGCAACAGGUCAUGGUGCGUAGCUCCGACAUGGACGACCGCAAGAAGCUGUCGGCCAUCCGAAGUACAUACUCGAAUCGCAUUGCCGAACUCCACGAUCUUGAGCCAUUCCCAGGCCUGCACGAAAAGGCACUCCCAGAUGAUCCGCCAUACGACGAAGGCAACAAGUCUUUCUUCACAAGCGAUGUCACAGAUGUAGAUACGGCUGAUGUGUUGAAGACUGUGCAAAUUCCCCCUCGUGGCGAAUCCUUGCUUCCAGAGAUCUACGGUGGGGAGGCCUAUCUAAAUGAGCCGAGCACACGGAGCAGAUUAAACAUCCCCAGUCUGAGUCUUCCCAUGGAAAGCCAGUAUAUGCCACCGCCUCUAUCGCCUCGAAGGCCACUUUCCCCCGUGGAUGACGACGAGGACGGACGUGGGACGGAUACGCCCCAAGCCACCAAGAGGGCGUUUGAUGUCUCGAGUAACAUCGCGCACUACAGAGGCAUCAGCACCGAAUCUACCUCUUGGCUGGAUACUUACGAAGACGCCUCAUCCUCUGCAAGGUCAUCUCGCCUUUCGUCGAUGGAUGUUGGCAUUCGUGACUCGACUCUUCUUGUCGAUGAUAUCGGAGCAGAUCUGGACGCAGCACUCGAUGCUGCGGUCGAUGCCGCAUGGGACGAUAGCCUUAACGAAGAAUCAACGCCAAAGCUAGAGAAAACGCAAAACUUCGAUCAGGACUACACCCUCCCACUGCCUACGAUGACUUCUGCCUCACUAUCCAUUCCUUUGGACCUCGAACUCAACCGAGAUUAUGACGAAGGUAAUUCAUCGGACGAAGAGGAAAGAUUACUGGAGGAGAUGACGAAAGGCUACGUUUUCGAUGAUUUUUCGUUCGAUGACCAAUCCAAGUCUACCAUUCCUCGGCAGUCUGACUCGAGUACUGUGUCUGCUCGCACCUGGACCAGCUCUGUGCCGUCAACAGCAAUCUCUAAUAUGACCACAUUAACGACUCUGAUGGAAUCACAGGAACCUGCUUCUGAGCUGUCACCGCGACCCAUCCCUCCCGCCAAAAACUCUCCUGUGACUGCGGCCCCAACAGUCUCGCUUCCUCCAGCACCCACGAUGUUACCGCCACCGCCUCGGAGUAGACCAACCAGCACUGAAAAAUAUGCCGGAUUGGGCCUUCGGGAAAGACGCUUCUCAGGUCAAGGCAAUAAGCAAUUGAAAAUCGAGACCUUUAACAAACGUAGCUCAUCCAUGUUGGCUACAAAGAUAAUCGAUGUACCCACGAACCCCUCUGCCGCCGUUGCGGAAACCCAGCUACAGAUUCCCCCGACAUCAUCAAUGGACAAGACGCCUUCGCCUCUGACCAAUGCAAAUCCAGUGACACCCAUGACCUCUAUACCUUCAAUAGAGUCGGUGGGCAGUAUCUCGCCGCUCACGCCGCCUUUGACUCGAGGAGAUUCAUUGGGAAGUCCAGACGAUGGCAUUGUCCAGCCGCCAUCACCGUCCAAAUUGGUCAAAGCAAUGCCUCCUUCAGUGCUCAAGAAACGUUUGUCGUCAUCGAGCCUCAGAAUGCGUAACCUUUCGGUAACGACGCUGGACAAUUCAGGCGAGUCGCCUUUGACGCCGAACACGAUUGGGAUGCCGGACAAUAAGAACGUCGUCCCCCCGUUGCCCUCUGCUGCCUUGCCUACGCCAUCAAUGGGUGCUUUUGGGCCUCAUUUGCUGCAGACUGGCGGAUACUAUUUAUUUGAAGAUCACAUCCAACCGGUCACACCGAAGACACCCACCAGUCCGACCAGUGUAAGCCUUCCACAUCCUCAGCAACUUGAGUCAUGUCCGGAACCGACUUUAUUGCGACCAUUCUGGUUGAUGCGAUGCUUGUACCAAACCCUCGCUCAUCCUCGUGGAGGGUAUGUGACAACCAAGUUGUUCAUUCCCCGCGAUAUUUGGAGAGUCAGGAAUGUCAAGCUGAAGGCUUUGGACGAUAAAAUUUCCCAAUGUGACCACCUCACACAAGCCUUGUUGAAAUUGGCCAAAGUGGACACCUUGGAUGCCGAUGCGGUCCUAGAAGAAUUACAGAGCUUCGAGACUAUCAUCGAACAGGUGCGGACGACAUUGCAGAAGAAGCUGGGCAGUGAGGUUGGAUUCUCUGGGUCAAGCAAUCUUUUCAAAAACAAUCCUGAAGAUCAGGAUGCCACUGGGUCUAAAUCUGGCGGCACCACGACAAAGUCGUCAAUUGCAUCAAGCUGGAGGAAGCUUCGGUCCAAGUCGAGUGCUCCGGCGAUUGGAAAUCAGUCCGGUUCAAAGGACUUGGCGUCGGGCCUCAAUAUGUCUUCACUCCCGAUGACAAUGGCUUCUGUGAUGUCUUCAUCUCGAUCACAUGCCAAUCGCAAGCUCAAUCCACCCCCAACGCCCAGCCAAUUGCCCAACAUCGCAAUUGUUUAUGCUACCUACAUGUCAAGUUUGGCGCGGCUUUUUGACGCGGUUCAAGUGCUGGAUGGCAUUGCACGGCAGGUGGAAGAUCCGGGCUUGAAGUGUAGCAGCAAGACACAAGUCGGCCUGGAGCUCGGAGUGAAGAAUGCAGCAGAAUUCUUUGCCUUCUUCAUCAUUCGAUUUGUCAUGACUGAUUUGUCACUAUUGCUUGACAAGUUCCUCAAAAGAGGAUCGGAGUGGGUGGUGACCUGAGCCCGCGAUGUAUGUUCUCCCACUCAUGUUGGUGGAACAGAUUGUGUUGGCAGGAGUGAUGCAGUGUUGAACACAAUGCAGAACACUAGCAUGUCCCGCGACGUGCACACUCGAUCUGUUGCCACCUGAGAGGUUUGUGACAGGAGUCCAAACCAUACAAAGAAGCAUCACAACGCCGUGCCGCUGUAGGCAGGGUAUGCAAAGCGUUUGAUUUUGAUUGUUAAUUUGUCGCAUAAUUUCACGCGUUUUCUGUUAUUCAUGAUACCACCACCGGCAUCGAUUCAGUCAUCUAUCGUUUUUAUGUCAUGUACCUACAGGCGGGAGAAACAUGAAAUUACCGGGCCUGUCUCAAAAACACAGGAUAAAGGUGACGUCGGCUGAGGAACAACCCCGAGGAGAUCCAAAAGCACUUGCACCGACUACAUGGAGCGGCAAAUUGGAUGCAUGUAAGGCGCGGAGACCUUGAAGUUUUGACCCUGAUGGAACUGGGAGAGGACGAAGGAGAAGCUAGUUUCCAAUGUAGGCGAGACUAUGACAAGAAGUAUAGUGCGUGAAAGCCGAUAGGCUUCUGAAUUUCAUGUCCCUUUAGUCUUG